AUGUCAUCACGCAGCGCCACGGCGUCCGCGAGUGCAAAUGAAGCAAAGGUAGCCAGUGGCGGGACGACCUCGCUGCUCUCAGCAACGAGUUACGUUCCUGCUGUGCUCGCAAACCCGCUUUCGAUACGGGCAACGGUGCUCCGUCGGCCGGAGUUGUUUGACGCGAUGACACCCGAGUUGGUAGAGGAAGGCGAUAUCCUCUUUGACGUGCUUGCCAACCCACUGCACCAUCCUCGGGUUGCUGGCGAGAGCAGCGACGUCAAGCCUGCGGCGCGGCGAUGCGGUGAGGCAGCCUCCCUCUCGGUGUGCGGGGUUGGCUCUGUUCUCGCGCUACCCGCUUCUAUUGGCAAGUUUUUUGUAGGCCAACCAUUCCGAGCAUUUUUAAGCUUCCACAACGCGGCGACGUAUCCGCUCGUCUCCAUGGGCUUCUCCAUUGGGUGCCUGCACCCGACAUUGCAUCGGUCAAGGAUUGUUGACUACGAGUGCCCUCAUCUGGAGGGCAAAGGCAACGUGUCCUUCACGGUGGAAUGCGCGCUGAAGGAGCCAGGCCAGCACACCCUCGAUGUGCUGGUAACCUACGUCGAUAUCGUCAAGGAGACAAGGCGUCUAACCUGGUCGUUUAGCAUUCAGGCGGAGCGAGCCAUCAUAGAAACGAAUCGGGCUCUUCAGGUUAUUCCCAUCGUAGCUCGACAUGAGGAGAACCGGCUUACGCAGCUGCGCGCGACGGGUCCCACGGCUGAGGAAGUGAUGUCAAAUAUAGCCUUGCCAACCAAAAAAUACGUUCUAUCCAUGUGCCUGCAAAAUGUGUCAUCGGUGCCUUUGGUUCUUCUGGGCGUAAAGCUCCACACGGGGGGCGCUUUUCAGGUUUUGUCACCGCCGCGCCACUCCACUGCGAAACUAGAUUUGACUCCGCCGUCGUGGUGGCCUGCCGGCGUGGCGAAGACGACGCAUCAUGAGGAGGCAUUUAGCAUGCACCACACCGGUGGUGGAACGGGCACCCUGGAAGACGUUCAUUUGCGCCCAAAGGACAAGCAUUAUUACUAUUUUGAACUAGUUAUAAAGCCGGAUUGCCUGCGCUCGCUUCCACUGCGUCACACUGCCUCUGGUGUUGCCGGGGCAGUGGCGUCUCCAAACCUUACAGAUGUUGGAUACGUGGAAUGGAAGUGGUCUCGGGCCAACGGUGAUAGCGGCACGGAGCGCAGUAGCCGAGUGCAACUUGGUCACCUCUUCCUUCAGCCAACGCUGGAUUUUUUUGUGCGAAACGUGACUCCAGACACACCAAGGGCCGGAGAGCCCACAUCCCUCGAGUGCGUUGUUGUGAACUACGACACGGAGAAACAGUUUGAUUUGUCUCUGCGGGUGCGGCCUGAUCUGUUAGCGCCGUCCUUCUUGUAUGCAGGCCCACUACUAAGUCCUUUAGGUCUCAUUGAUCCCCGUGGAACCAUAACCUUUUCUGUGUCGCUUCUCCCGUGGCAACCGGGAUGGAUCACGUUGCAGGGAGGGUUAGAGCUGUGCGACGCGCAGACACCUUCAACUCUGUUGUGGCCACUACCGCCGGCAAGAACUCAGCCCUUGCUUUUACCUUCAUCGACGAUGCCAACGCCGGCGGUGACGGACACACCAGAGCCGCCUUACCCUCCGGUGCUUUGCGAAUUACUUGUCCGCUGA
This is a messenger RNA of Trypanosoma conorhini, 1668 nucleotides long. RefSeq lists its product as uncharacterized. The transcript has a single exon. Lineage: Eukaryota; Euglenozoa; Kinetoplastea; Trypanosomatida; Trypanosomatidae. The coding region runs from base 1 to 1668 and encodes 555 amino acids. Gene Ontology annotation, cellular component: TRAPPIII protein complex. The record is from RefSeq and is a predicted model, not a curated record.